AUGACCGACCCCAACCUCACUGGGACCAACAGCUGCAGGGGCUGCAGCACAGCGGUGUCCCCGAGCAGUGCCAGGUGCUGCCCCACACUGCAGGAUGAAACCGCCCUCCUGCUCCCAUCCACCACAUCUCCUCCCAGCAACUCCAUAAGCAGCAACGCGACCCCUGGGUCACCGAAACAGAUCACGGAGCUGCAGGAAUACGUGCUGUUCCCGCUGCGCUUCGCCCUCAAGGUGCCCGGGCCCAGGCGGGAGCGCGUGGUGCAGCGCGUGCUGCAGUGCCUCCGUGCCGUGCUGCUCGGCACCCGCGUCACCGACCCGCGGCUGCUGCGGGAGCUGCUGUCCGAGCUCUGCUCCUGCCUGCCCGCCCCGCACGGAGCCCCGGCGCCGGCCGAGGAGCUGCAGCUGGCCGCGCUGCGGGCGCUGCUGGCCCUGAUGCGUUCCGCUCAGAGGGAUGCCGUCGCCGCUCUGUACCGGCCUUCCUGCCUCCCGCUCCUCGGCUUCGCCGUAUCUCUGCUCCUGGGUCUGGCGGAGCGAGAGAGGGCGAAGCAAAUUAAGCUGUCCGCUUUGGAGUGCUUGCGGGUCCUCCUGCUGCAGGGCGAGUGCCAGGAGCACCGGUGGCUACGCGAGGAGCAGGCGCAGCGAUGCGGGGAUUUGUUUGCUUCUUUUCUGCCCGGCGUUUCUCUUGCACUGUCUCGGAUUAUCGCUGGAGAUGUCAAACAAGGGCACGGAGUCACGGUUUCUGCCAUCAGACUCUUUUAUCAGGUCGUUGUCUCGGUAAUGGCUGAUGAGCAGCUAGCCAGAGUCCCGAAGCAGAAAGAAAAGCCGCCGGUAGAACAAAGUAGGAUAACAGAACUGAUUGUCCAUAGAGGGCCCGAGUGGAGCAAAAGUACCUCGGAAAAACUCUCCCUCCUCCUUCGUAAAAUCGUCGAACUUUCUUCGGUUCACUCUCACUGGAGAGUGAGACUGGAGCUGGUGGAACUUGUCCAUCACUUGCUGAGCAACUGCAGGCUGUCGCUGGUGGAUUCGUUCACCCACCUUCUAAAGGCCUUGGUGGGGCUGGUUAACGAUGAGAACAGCGAAGUGCAAAGCAGGUGUAACGAAGUGCUGCAAGGCAUUGCAGAGCAGCAGGUGAUAGCACAGAACAGGGCUCUCGCUGACGUUCUCUCAGAGAACCUCCAUUCCCUUGCCACAGCCCUUCCUCGCCUGAUGAACUCUCAGGAUGACGCAGGCAAGUUUUCCACUUUGAGCUUAUUACUUGGCUACUUGAAGCUGCUGGGCCCCAAGAUUAACAUCGUCCUCAACUCCGUGUCCCACCUCCACCGCCUGUCCAAAGCACUGAUGCAGGUUCUGGAGCUGGAUGUGACGGAUGUGAAGAUAGUGGAAGACAGACACUGUGUGGGUGGGUACGACCCCUCGGGCUCUGUGCAGCACGGUGUGCAGAAAGGCAGAAGUCAAAGAAAAUACUUCCGCUUCUUCACGGAGGAAAAAAUUUUCCAGCUCCUUCAGCAAGUUUGUCGUGUUCUCGGCUACUAUGGGAACAUCUAUUUGCUUGUGGAUCAUUUCAUGGGGCUGUACUGUGAGUCUGCUGUGUACCGAAAGCAGGCUGCCAUGGUCCUCAAUGAGCUGAUUGUGGGAGCUGCUGGCGUGGGGGUGGAUGUCCUUCAGGAAAGGGAAGUUUCACUGAGCAUGGAUGAUCUCAAAGGGUCCGUAACGUCCAUUCUUGAGGAGUACACAGACCAGACAAACUGGUAUUUGGUCACUAGCAUUGACACAGAGGAAAUCAGCCACGAGCAGCUCUCUGUGCCACGCUCAGGACUUGCUGCCCUCCCAGGAGCUGCAUGCAGCAGCAUUCUGCCAUCCCCAGACCCUCACGUAACGACUCGCACCAUGAACAGCAACGUGUGGCAGCUCUGCAUCCAGCUGGAGGGGGUCAGCUGCUUUGCAGCUGUCCUGGGGAGAGAGUUCCGCUUGCUUCUGCUGUCAGCUCUCUACCCAGUGUUGGAAAAGGCUGGCGACAAGACUCUGCUCAUCAGUGAGACAGCGCAGGGGACGCUGGUAGACAUAUGCGAGGCCUGCGGUUAUGACUCUGUGCAGAGUCUGAUUAAUGAGAAUUCUGACUAUCUGGUGAAUGGGAUUUCCCUGAACUUGCGUCAGGUGGCACACCAGCCACAUGCUGCCCAGGUCCUGAGCACGAUGCUGAGGCACUCGGAUGCCAGCUUGCUGCCACUGGUAGAAGACGUUAUUCAAGAUGUCCUGUCUGCAUUAGAUCUGUCUUACAGUGACCAGGCUUCUACCUUCCUCGGUGUCCUCCACUCCUUAAUGGCAGCUCUAGUCCAGUGGUUUGGGCCGUCCUGCAGCAAGGAGCACCAGCAGAGGCAGGCUGCGGAGGGGCAGAGCAGGACUUUGUCCCAGACGCAGCAGGAGAUAACAAGUCAAGAAAUGGAGCGAUUCUUCCUCGACUACGUCAAGCAGAAGCAGAUUGCAGAGGGCAACCUUUCUGACUCGGGUGACGAGGAGGCAGACGAGGUUCCCUCCCUUGCUAAGCCCGAGCCAAGCAACUCUGAUGCAGAAGGAGAAACUCCACUGCCAAGCCAUGCUCAGCUGGCCAAAGAUGUGAUGGAGAGGUGCAUCCAUUUGCUGUCUGACAGGAACCUCCGUGUGCGGCUGAAGGUCCUGGACGUGCUGGAGCUCUGUGUAACUGUGCUGCAUCCUCACGGAAACCAUCUGCUUCCCAUGGCUCAUCGUGUCUGGCCAGCUCUUGUCACUCGGCUGAUUAGCGAUGACCCUCUGGCAGUGCUGAGAGCCUUCAAGGUGCUGUGUACCCUGGCACAGAAGUGUGGGGACUUUUUGAGGCAGAGAUUCUCCAAAGAUGUCCUGCCUAAGAUGACCAGCUCCCUCCUCAGCCAAGCUGCAGCAAGUGCUAGAGCUGGGCCUGUAUACAACCACACGCUUGCCUUCAAGUUACAGCUUGCUGUGUUGCAGGGACUGGGUUCCCUGUGCGAGAAGCUGGACAUGGGUGAGAGUGACCUGAAUAAAGUGGCAGAUGCUUGUCUGGUUUACCUCAGUGCCAAGCAACCCAUGAAGUUGCAAGAAGCUGCCCAGAGCGUUUUCCGCCACUUAAUGCGUGUGGACCCUGACAGCACCUGGCUGUUCCUGACUGAGGUGUGCUGCCCACACCCAUACAAGGCACCCCACACCAGCCUGCACCCUGUGAAGCUGCGUGGGAUGGGGAGGCAGCGCGAUGAGUUCACCGACAACAUCCUGCUUCUGCUGGAGGAACUGCAGCAACAGGAGAGAGCUGGGGCACAAAGGGCACCUCCUCCGUGAGGACCUGCACAGCAGCUGGCAGAGGAGAGGAGAACCACCACCAUACAGUGCUCACCUGGGAGAAUCCUGUCAGCGAUGCCCGGAGUCAUUCCAGGGGAAACCACGGCUCUGUUUGGGUACUGACUGAGGCACCGUCCCCAUGGGUGAAAGGUUUUCUUUAAGCAGUGUUUGAAGGUGAGGUGGGUGUCCUGUCCCAGCUCCUCCGGACUUGUACUUUGCACGCUGCGCUGGAGGAGAUCUAAGGGUCAUAGCACAUCUCUUUCCAGAUCUUCAGGACAAAGAGUUAUUUUCCAGACAUGACUUCUCAGCACUCAGUUGACAUCCUCGCAGCACCAGACCAGCACCCCUAGCCCUCACAGCUGUUCUGUCCUGUUCCCCACCUGGAACAUCAGUGCCAACUGAAAACUAAUGCUUAACCCUCCUGGAGAGGCGGCACUUUCAGCACAUUAGAAAUCCUCUUCUGAUAUUAGCUGGAAUCAAGAACAAGAGCUAUAUUCAUUUACAGUGAAUGCCUCACCAGUAUUACUGAGAACAGCAGCAUCCUGCUUUCCCGUUAGCAAUAGCAAGGUUUUUCCCUUAUAGUUAUUUAAGUCAGGCCAAAUGAAUUGUGCUGCCUGAUUCUUGUGUUGAGCCGCGGCAGAUCCUUUAGAUAAACAGCCAGCCUUGAUUUACAACUUGCAAGUGAUUUAGGAGUCCCCCUUAUUCCCAGAUUGCCUGCCAUUUCUUGCAGGCUAUUUCUCAAACCUCUCCAAUUUUUAAUGCCCACCCCAAGGAGAAGCAUCAGGCAGCUGGGUGUGUGCAUGUGGCCAGACGAUGACGUUUGGUGCAAGGCUGCAGGUCCUGCUGCACUCACCUGGGGCUGCCCCGAGCCCUGCAGGCACUGCUCCAUCCAUCCCCAGACUCAUCAGCCUCACCCCACAUGGCCUUUGGCAGCUGACUGCUCACAGACAGAGCCUUGUGAAAGUUUGAUGCUGGUCACGUGGAAGGGAAUCUCGACUCUCACUUCAGAAGCAACCUCAGAAAUAGAAAAUGCAAUGAAAUAAAUGGGUUGUUACAUGGGA
Meleagris gallopavo (turkey) is the source of this 4388-nucleotide messenger RNA. It is a transcript of the gene TTI1, whose product is annotated as TELO2 interacting protein 1. Gene Ontology annotation, cellular component: cytoplasm. NCBI's taxonomy places the organism in Eukaryota, Metazoa, Chordata, Aves, Galliformes, Phasianidae. The record is from RefSeq and is a predicted model, not a curated record.